UACUUUGGCGUGUGACCUUUCAUCACCAAAAGAUAACACAUUAGCAAUACCUUGAUUUUGUUUUCAAAUCAAAACUCACCAAAAAAUCACACUUGACAAAUUUGUUGAUGAGGAUUGGCCUUAAUAUAUUCCCUCUUGUGUUAUUCUCUUUACAUUUGAUUGCAUAAACUCUUAAUUUGAAGCACUUUUCCUUUGUGGAUUUACUUUGGGAGGUAUCAAGUACAAUGAAUGAGAAUGAGAAUGGCAAUGCUAAUGAACUCAACAAGAAGUGGAAAUUUCCUUUCUUAGUUUUCUUCAAUGAUGCAAGACUUAUUUUCAAAUUGGAUGCACUUUCAAAAGAGAUAUUAGGGAUUGCAUUACCCUCUGCAUUGGCUGUUGCUGCUGAUCCUAUUGCUUCUCUCAUUGACACAGCAUUCAUAGGCCAUUUGGGAGCCGUGGAACUUGCUGCUGCAGGAGUUUCCAUUGCAUUGUUCAACCAAGCUUCAAAGAUUACCAUAUUUCCUCUUGUUAGUAUUACAACAUCAUUUGUAGCUGAGGAAGAUACUAUCAAAAGGAUGAAUGAAGCUGAAAAUGAUAAGACUAAGUUAAGAACCGAAGUAAUAAUGCCUAAGGAUGUUGUGCUUCAAGACAUAGAGAAAGGGACACUCAAAGAGAAUAUUAAGGCUCCAAAUGAAUCUAUGGUUGAAGACAACAAGACAAAUGGAACAGUGGCUAGAAGCUUUGGACAUGAUGAGGAUGAUAAGAAUAAGAAACAUGGUGAUAAGACCAAUGGAGUUGAUGCUAAUACAAAUCUAUGUAAGUCACACUCAAUUCCAAAGAGUAAUAAAAAGCGACAGAUUGCUUCAGCAUCAACAGCUCUACUUUUUGGCUUAAUUCUUGGCCUACUUCAAGCUUCAGUCCUUAUAUUUGGAGCCAAAUUUCUACUAGGUGUGAUGGGUGUGAGACAUGGUUCUCCAAUGCUAAAACCAGCAAUGAAGUAUUUAAUAUAUAGAUCAUUUGGUGCUCCUGCUGUUCUUCUCUCAUUGGCAAUGCAAGGAAUAUUUCGAGGAUUUAAGGAUACAACAACUCCUUUAUAUGUUAUUGUUGCGGGGUAUUCAUUGAAUGUGUUAUUGGAGCCUUUACUUAUUUUUAAAUUGAAAAUGGGCAUAAAAGGAGCAGCCAUUGCACACGUUCUUUCCCAGUACAUGAUGGCAUUCACCCUCUUCUUCCUAUUAAUGAAAAAGGUCUAUCUUAUGCCUCCAAGAAUAAAGGAUCUACAAAUUUUCCGGUUUCUUAGAAAUGGAGGUCUGUUGAUGACAAAGGUAAUAGCAGUGACAUUCUGUGUGACUUUAGCAGCCUCCUUGGCUGCAAGGUUAGGUCCAAUUCCUAUGGCUGCCUUUCAACCUUGCCUACAAAUUUGGUUGGCAGCUUCCCUUUUUGCAGAUGGUUUGGCCAUAGCUGUACAGGCAAUCCUAGCUGGUUCCUUUGCUGAGAAAGACUAUAAAAGAACCACAGCAGCAGCAACAAGGACCCUACAAUUCGGUUUCAUUUUAGGGUUGGGGCUCUCUCUUAUUGUUGGAGUCGGAUUAUACUUUGGAGCUGGAAUCUUUUCCAAAAAUGACCAAGUUAUACAUUAUAUACGAGUAGCCGUCCCGAUCGUAGCUGCUACACAACCAAUCAAUACAUUAUCCUUUGUCUUUGAUGGUGUGAACUAUGGAGCUUCUGAUUUUGCAUAUGCUUCAUAUUCCUUGGUUAUGGUGUCAAUUCUAAGUGUUGGUGUAGAAUUUCUUCUCUAUAGGGGUGACCAUUAUGUUGGGAUAUGGAUUGCAUUAUCCAUCUAUAUGACUCUUCGAAUGUUGGCUGGUGUAUGGAGGAUGGGAACAGGAACAGGACCAUGGAGCUAUCUCAGAGGCCAAUAAUUUUACUGUUCGUAGAACAGUAAAUAACUAAAUUAAUAUACCUUAAUUAUGAAAACACCACUUAUAUAUGUAGUGUUAAUAUGAAUUUUGUUUACAUUAUUAUGUAUUAUAGUUAUAUUUAUGUGAUAGUUAAUCUUAUCAGCUCAUUCGAUUGCUCUAUUUAUAUUUUGUGUGUGUUUUAGAAAGUAGAUUUGGGGGUGUUGGUUGUAUUUUUGUGUCAUAUACCAAUGUAAUGGGAUCAGAGUAUCUCUUCUACUCUUUUUA
Trifolium pratense (red clover) is the source of this 2162-nucleotide messenger RNA. RefSeq names its product protein DETOXIFICATION 43-like. The record is from RefSeq and is a predicted model, not a curated record. The coding region runs from base 225 to 1898 and encodes 557 amino acids. Gene Ontology annotation, molecular function: antiporter activity; citrate transmembrane transporter activity; xenobiotic transmembrane transporter activity. Gene Ontology annotation, biological process: transmembrane transport. The transcript is spliced from 12 exons. Gene Ontology annotation, cellular component: membrane. NCBI's taxonomy places the organism in Eukaryota, Viridiplantae, Streptophyta, Magnoliopsida, Fabales, Fabaceae.